AUGACAUCCUCUACCACCGAUAAAACCCAGCCCUACUUUCCGCGCGCCGGCGUUGCCACCGACGGCUGGUCAAACGACGACAAGGCGACCGCAACCUGCUUCUGCGGCGCCGUGCAGCUCGCAUUUCCCAUUUCCGGUCCAGGCUUGGUGAACAGCUUCCUCUGCCACUGCCCUGACUGCCGGAAGACUACCGCGUCCAUGUUCGGAUCGAUCUUCACGGUCGAUGAUGCGUACCUGAAGCACCUCCGCGGGCGAGAAAAUCUCUCGAGCUGGAGCCAGAGCGCGACCACCAAGCGCGGGGUGAAGAUGACAAACUUCUUCUGCAAGACGUGCGGCACGCUCAUGUACCGCGUUGGUGAGGCCUUCCCGGGAAAGAGCAUGCUCACGAUCGGCACUGUGGACGAUUUCUCGCUACACGAGACCGUGCUGAGGCCGAGGUGGGAGAUGUUCGUCAAGUAUAGGGUGGGGUGGAUCACGAGCUGCGUGGACGGAGCUGCUCAGUGUGAUACGAUGCCGGGAGUGUAG
Punctularia strigosozonata HHB-11173 SS5 is the source of this 525-nucleotide messenger RNA. RefSeq lists its product as uncharacterized. NCBI's taxonomy places the organism in Eukaryota, Fungi, Basidiomycota, Agaricomycetes, Corticiales, Punctulariaceae. Bases 1 to 525 code for a protein of 174 amino acids. The record is from RefSeq and is a predicted model, not a curated record. Gene Ontology annotation, molecular function: carbon-sulfur lyase activity. The transcript is spliced from 2 exons.